GACGGGGGAGUCGGGUCGGGAAGUCCCGCUCCCUCCUCCCCACAGUGGAAACCUCGCGCCGCACGCCUCGGGCGCACUACUCCGCGCGCCGGCUCAGGAGCGCUCGAGAUAAGCGAGGAAGCCUCCUCCCCGGCAGGAUGGCUGUCCCGGCGCGGGAGAGGGGGCCCCGCUGAGGGUGGCCGUAGGACUUAAGGGGGCUUCGCGCAGGCACAAGGCCGGCCAGGCUCUGCACGCCCCCACCCCGGCUCUGGGGCUGGCCCAGGGAGGAGACCCUGCCCACUUCCCGCCUCUGCCCUAGAGGGGCACUCCUUCCACGCCUCAGAGUGCGGGGCCCAGGGCCCAGGCAGGCUGCCUGUGCCUCUCUGCAAGGGGAGGGUCUCUCCGUUGAGGGGGAAGGGCCUGCCAGCUGCAACUUCUUUCCUCCUGAGCUCCUCAUCUCUGUCGCUGCACCCUGCAACUCCCACCCCUCCGUAUUUAUUUUCCUGGCCCCCAGCCAGCCUCUCCGUCUCUUUCUCUGGGAUUCAGGCCUCCCUUCCUGACAUGGAGAGUAACCUGUCUGGCCUGGUGCCUGCUGCUGGGCUGGUGCCUGCGCUGCCUCCUGCUGUGACCCUGGGGCUGACUGCGGCCUACACCACUCUGUAUGCCCUGCUCUUCUUCUCGGUCUAUGCCCAGCUCUGGCUGGUGCUCCUAUAUGGACACAAGCGUCUCAGCUAUCAGACCGUGUUCCUGGCACUCUGUCUGCUCUGGGCUGCCUUGCGCACCACCCUCUUCUCCUUCUACUUCCGAGAUACCCCCCGAGCCAACCGUCUGGGACCCCUGCCCUUUUGGCUUCUCUACUGCUGCCCUGUCUGCCUGCAGUUCUUCACACUGACACUUAUGAACCUCUACUUUGCCCAGGUUGUGUUCAAGGCCAAGGCGAAGCGCCGGCCGGAGAUGAGCCGAGGCUUGCUGGCUGUCCGAGGGGCCUUCGUGGGGGCCUCGCUGCUCUUUCUGCUGGUGAAUGUGCUGUGUGCUGUGCUGUCUCGCCGGCGCCGGGCACAGCCCUGGGCCCUCCUGCUGGUGCGAGUCCUGGUGAGCGACUCCCUCUUUGUUAUCUGCGCCCUCUCUCUUGCUGCCUGCCUCUGCCUUGUUGCCCGGCGUGCACCCUCCACCAGCAUCUACCUGGAGGCCAAGGGAACCAGUGUGUGCCAGGCAGCUGCGAUGGGUGGUGCCAUGGUCCUGCUGUAUGCCAGCCGGGCCUGCUACAACCUGGCAGCCCUGGCCUUGGCCCCCCGGAGCCGGCUGGAUGCUUUCGAUUAUGACUGGUACAACGUCUCUGACCAGGCGGACCUGGUGAAUGAUUUGGGGAACAAAGGCUACCUGGUGUUUGGUCUCAUCCUCUUUGUGUGGGAGCUGCUGCCCACCACCCUGCUGGUGGGCUUUUUCCGGGUCCACCGGCCCCCACAGGACCUGAGCACCAGUCGCAUCCUCAAUGGGCAGGUCUUUGGUUCCCGUUCCUACUUCUUUGACCGGGCUGGGCAUUGUGAGGACGAGGGCUGCUCCUGGGAGCAUGGUCACAGCGAAAGCACCAGCAUGUCAGGCAGCCUAGGCUCUGGCAGCUGGUACGGCGCCAUCGGGCGGGAGCCAGGCUGGUGCGGGGGCAGCCAGACACGGACCACUCCGCUGCUCUUCUCCCAGGUGCUGGGACCAGGUGGCCACCACCACAGUCUCUACUCCACCCCACAGACGUGAUCCCCCUCCCUUCUCCCCUAGAACACCCAGAUCCCAGUCCUCCCAACCCAGGCCCCGUGCCAAGUUCACCUGCCGCUUCUUGCCCAGGAUCACGGGAGACUGUGGCCACCUCUUCCCCUGGCCGGCUCCUUGCUCCUCCUGUCGUAGUGAGCUUGUGCUAUCCCCACAAGGGAACAUGGCUCUGGCUGCCAGAUGCCCACAGCACCUUGGCAUGACCUGCCGCCUCUGCUUCUACACUGGAGCCAGCUACCUCUCCUGCACCUGCCACUCAAUAAACAGUGUCUGUACCCCUCA
Molecule: messenger RNA, 2025 nt
Organism: Canis lupus familiaris (dog)
Lineage: Eukaryota; Metazoa; Chordata; Mammalia; Carnivora; Canidae
Gene: GPR137
Product: G protein-coupled receptor 137
Exons: 8
Coding region: 541-1731 (396 amino acids)
Biological process (GO): negative regulation of osteoclast differentiation; negative regulation of bone resorption; positive regulation of TORC1 signaling
Cellular component (GO): lysosomal membrane
Source: RefSeq, a predicted model, not a curated record